ACAUCGCUUUGAUGCUCAAUCGCGACGCCGACAGAAGUUUGAGGCGCGAGCGGGUGUUCCGCAGUCGAAUUACAGUAAACGACGUGCCAGAACACAUUUUAGAACGUUAUUACCGGUUGCCAAAAGAGGCAAUACUCCGGCUCUGUGACGCGGUAGCCGCUACCCUUGUACGGCCGACGGCGCGAAACUGCGCGCUGCCGGUCGACGUGCAAGUGCUGGUGGCGUUGCGCUUCUACGCCAGUGGAAGUUUCCAAUCUGUUGUGGGCGAAGUGGGCCACCUAAGCCAGGCGAGCACAUCGCGUAUAGUGAACAGUGUGAGCCAGGCCCUCGUCCUGAUAGCCGGCGAGGCGAUCUGCUUCCCCACCACGCAACGAUCUGCGGCCCUUACGUCGAUUGGGUUUGCUGCAAUCGCCGGCUUCCCCAGGGUGCUAGGCUGCAUCGAUGGAACGCAUGUGGCCCUCAAGGUAGCCAAAGCCGACAAGCCUGACUACCUGAACCGCAAGGGCUACACGUCGGUCAACGUGCAGGCAGUGUGCAACGCAAGCAAUGUGGUCACACAACUGACCGUGAAGUGGCCAGGGAGCACACAUGAUAGCUUUAUGUGGCGAAACUGUGAUUUAUAUGAGCAGUUUGUCACAGGCACCGCACCUGAUGGUUGGUUGCUUGGGGACGCUGGGUACUCUGUCCAGCCGUGGCUCAUGACCCCAAUUCGAGCACCCAAGGACCAACCAGAGGUGGACUACAAUGAGGCCCUGACGAAGACCAGACAAGUCAUCGAGCGGACGUUCGGGCUCCUGAAAUCCCGCUUCAGGUGCCUGGACAAGUCUGGAGGCUUCCUUCAAUACAGACCCAAGAUCUGCUGCAAGAUCAUUGUGGCCUGUGUGGUUCUUCACAAUUACUGUAUGCGCCACCACGUGUCUCUCAACGAACCACUAGUUGACCUGUCUGAUGAUGAAGAAGAAGAAGAAGAGGAGGAGGAGGAGGAGGAGGAGACACCCACACUAGCACCAAGAACUAGGAGGGCACGACCCAUGGUGGCGGGUGCGGCUGCAAGAAGUGCAGUUGUUCGCCACGCUUUUACUUAAAAGUGUCCUCUUCCACGAGGAGCAAGUAAAGGUGCUGGAGACAAGCAUGUGAGAGUGCUCCAAGCAAUGAAGUGUUGUCACAUGCUUUGCUCGGACACUCACUUGGCCAGUACCUUUAUUUGUUGGUCAACAGAUGUUGAAACGGGGCAAAAUACAUAGGUUUAUUCAGGAAGAACAGGAGCGUUAACAAAUUGCACUCCAUAUUUCUGUGCCUUUAGGGCCACUAACUGUUGCUGCGCCGCUAGCAUGCCCUGCUGCGCCGCUAGUAUGCCCUGCUGCGCUGCAACCAGUGCAUCGAGCCGCUCCAGGAUCGCCACCUGCGUCUGCAGGAUCUCGUGUCCCACAUCUUUGUUGUCGCCUGAAUUGGUGGAGUAAUGAUUUGUUAUUUUUUAAAUUGGCUAUGGGAUAUGUAUACACACAUGUGCCAGAGAUCCUCAAAAUACUAGCUCAAAAUGAUGAACUUUAAUUUUUAUUUAAAUGUUUUUUUUUCAUGUGUCGUGAAAAGUGCCUGUACAUAAAUAUCCCCUCUAGCUUUGUGUUUUGAAGUAUUUCUGAAAAUAAAUUUGUCAGCUUUGAAGUGUGGUCCUGUUCAGGAUUGAAAGCAUGGAGCACAAAUAAUCAUCCAAUUUUCUUUGCUGCAAUCAUAGUUUGUACUGCUACAUGUUGCAUGGAUGUGUGACAUAACCAUUGUCAUUCACACUUUAGACAUUGAAAAAUACAGGUGCUAGCAACCAUGUCGGAGAGCUUUUGAAUGUCGUCUGUGUAGUUUAGAGGUCUUCCAGUGAUGUCACAGGUUCAAGCGGAAGUGUUGGACGUUUAGAAGCUCCUCAAAAAGUGACGCACAGCAAAAACAUUAAUCUAACAACAACAAUGCAAGAAUGUAUAAUCAUGUUAAAUAUGUGUUUUAAGUAUACUCACUCCGUCGA
Messenger RNA from Ixodes scapularis (black-legged tick), 2011 nucleotides. RefSeq names its product putative nuclease HARBI1. The record is from RefSeq and is a predicted model, not a curated record. The coding region runs from base 12 to 1085 and encodes 357 amino acids. The transcript has 4 exons. NCBI's taxonomy places the organism in Eukaryota, Metazoa, Arthropoda, Arachnida, Ixodida, Ixodidae.